Cannabis sativa is the source of this 1013-nucleotide messenger RNA. Its product is annotated as CLAVATA3/ESR (CLE)-related protein 41. The transcript has a single exon. Gene Ontology annotation, biological process: xylem development. The record is from RefSeq and is a predicted model, not a curated record. NCBI's taxonomy places the organism in Eukaryota, Viridiplantae, Streptophyta, Magnoliopsida, Rosales, Cannabaceae. The coding region runs from base 194 to 637 and encodes 147 amino acids. Gene Ontology annotation, molecular function: receptor serine/threonine kinase binding. Gene Ontology annotation, cellular component: apoplast.
GUUAUAUUUGGUUCUCUUUCUAAGUAGCUAGGUAGACAAAUGUGUAUCGAAUUUCAAAACCUCCUUUCCAAUAUUCACUUUUCUUGAAACCCUUCUUCUCUCUCUCUUUUAUCAACUUUCUCUCUUUUCUUUUCUCUUUCUCUCUCUCUCAGUACUCUCUUCUCUUAUUAUCUUUAAGCCUUGGUUCCGGUUCAUGGAUAUUGAACCCUUGUGGGCUCUUGGGGGGUGGUUUCUUCUUCAAAUUUGCAUGGCAACACCUAAAACAUCACCAUCAUCAUCACCAUCAUCACCGACAUCGUCGUCUUCAAUCUUCGAAAUCCAACCGAAAUCUCUUCUUUUUCUAACCCUAAUCUUCAUUUUCCUUCUUCUCCUCACUAGUACUAGUACUAGUUCUAGUUCUUCCACUACUACAUCGAAUUUUCGGUAUUCUUCAUCAACAUCUAUGGCUUCAACUUCCUUAAGGAGAAGACUUCUCUUGGAUUCUUCAUCAUCAUCUUCUUCUUCUACUGCGAAAUUGAAUCCAAAGAAAAACGAAGAAUCUGCACGAAAAUCAUCAUCGUCGGCUACUUCGAGUAGAAGAGAGUUUGGAGUUGAAGCUCAUGAAGUUCCUAGUGGUCCUAAUCCCAUAUCCAACUAGGUAUAUAUAAAUAAAUAUAGCAAAUUAUCAAAAUUAUGAUGAUGAUGAUGAACAUGGAGGUUUGUAAUGGCAAAUUUAAUAUGUUUUUUCAUGAUCUUUUGUGGGGUACUAUUGGUUUUUUUUUUUUUUUGGUUGAGACACUUUGCCAUUAAUACUCCUUUGUCUUUUGGCAGAGGUUUGUUGCCUUAAUUAAUGGUUUAUAUAUCUUCAUUACUAUUUUUUUUUUUUAUUUUAAUUUUAUGUUUUGUUUUUUGUUUUUCGAUUUAAGCUAGAAAUGUAUAGCAAGAGAUACUAUUUUUCCAUAUUUAUUAUGUAUCCAUUAUUAUCUAUUUGUUUCAUAUUAAUAUAGACGAUAUAUAUAUAUGAUGUUUAUGCU